Messenger RNA from Cylindrotheca closterium, 3171 nucleotides. Lineage: Eukaryota; Bacillariophyta; Bacillariophyceae; Bacillariales; Bacillariaceae. The record is from the annotation of a GenBank genome assembly.
AUGCAAUCUCAAAACCAACCGCCCACGCCACAACGUCGCCAACAGCGUCCGCAGCCGCUGCAACAGCCGGAGAAUGUUGGCAGAACAAAACUACCUGCAGGUAUUAUGAUGCUCUCUCCAAAGGAUGCUGUCAGCCCCCGUCCUGUUCUCGGGCAACUAAGUAACGCCAACAACACUGCUCCUCCAAAUAAUUCUAGUGACGAUGAUUCUAAUACGAACUCCCAAUUCUCUGGCACGGCAAAGUCAAAGCAUUCCUACGGAGUUCCAGAAGCAUCUCCUUCUCCUGACAAAAUAUGGAAAACUCCUUCUGCUGCAUCCUCUCAGCACGACUCGCCUGACCUUAGUCGAUAUCGCUCACAGAUGCAAAGCUCUCCUUCUGGUUAUCCAAGUCCUACAGACACAGACAUGUACAUGGAUGAGGAGCAGAGCACAGCAAGUACAGCAACACCAAUGGAGGCACCCACUGACAUGUAUACCUUCGCCACCGCUGCAGCUAGCAUUAUGCAACAGGCAAGAGAAGAGGAAGACGCGCAGAGCGUUUCUGAUGCAUCCUCUGCUGCGUCUGCAGAUGCCACUCCAUUGAAGAAUUAUCGGUCUUCUGCCCCUGUACCAAACCGGAACGAGACAUCAGUUAUGGAUAGCUAUCGCAAUACUAUGCUUGGCACUCCGCCAGCUCCAUCAAUGAUGGCGCAAACAGAUAAAUAUGGCAAUGAUCUCAAUCCUUUGUCGCCAUUCCGGACUGACUACACGUACUCGGAGGAUGAGGAUGAAAGUUUCUUGGAUAUUUCUUCGGACUCAUCCACGCAUCAUGGUGGAUUGUAUGGCUCAAUGUACACCCCCAGACCCACGACUACACCAAAGCCGAACUUUCCAGGCGAUCGAGAUGACACGCCAGUCAAAACAAAUAUUUCCCCCAAACUCUCGGUGGUAUCGCCCUAUCGACCAGGUGCUCGAGAGACUCCUCCAGAUGAAUCUGCGAUUGAUUGGCAGAACUACCAUGACAGCAGUCCUCCUAGGGGUUUGCCCAGCAUGUUAGGGGAUUCAGGUUCAUGCGAUUACAGUGGCGCAGAGUUAGAGUCGCCAGCUCGGUUCCUCAAAUCAACUAGAGAAGAGGAAACCCCUGUAGUGGAGGAGCCAACUAAGAUACUACAAGAGGAAACAUCAGCAAUGGAUAAAACUCCUGAAGCUAAGGAAGCGUCGAAUCAGAAUGCUCCUGACUUGGAUCAAUUUUAUUCGAAACCUGGUCUUGAGUCCCCUGGCGAAAGAUCAAUCGUCUUCGCCUUGGAUGACUGCAAAACUUUGGCAAAAAUUCCCGAGACCCCGGGCGCCAAGUCGAUUGAAUUCUCUCUUGAUUUGUGUCAAGCGGAUCCUGAACUCGCAAUGAAGCCGUUCCUCAAGCUGUCAAACUCCAAAGACAGCACCGCUCCCGAAGACGAUAUUCUCGAAGAUGGCAUGUUUAAGCCAGUCGUAUCAAAGAAAAGUCGAUCAGCGUCCAAUGGUGCAACUGCGCUUUUUGCUUCCAAAAAAAAGAAAGGCAGAGGUGACAAGGAAGCAUCUUCUUCUCCGUCUACUGGGGCAAACGUACAAGUUGGUAGCGAUGAUGACAAACCAAAAACAUGCUGUUUCAACUUCUCAUUACGCUGCAAGUUGUUUGGAAUCCUAUUCCUUGCGCUAUUGGUCGCUGUGCCCAUGCUCAUUGGAUUGUAUAGAGACAAAACGACGGGUGACGGUGACUUUUUGUCUGAGGAAGCGAAUAAUUUCCAAGCAACCGACUUUCCUUCGAUCUCACCUCCUAAUGUUGGUACAGAAACGACGGGAGCACCAACUAUUGAAAGAUCUACAUCGAAGAGACCUACAAACAAGAGGACUCUUGAACCAACUCUUCCAACCGUCGAAACCAAAGCACCGACAUUAACACCAAUUGCUGAUCCAACUUUGGCUCCAGUUGCCGCCCAAACACAAACACCAACGCAAGCGCCUACAAAGGUCCAAACAGGCCUGCCUACAACCGCCCCAGUCGCUUCUCCAACUCAGGACCCAACAAAGCGCCCAACAAGUGUACCGACGCUCACUACAUCAGGUGUUCCAACAGCUGUUCCAACACAAAUGCCUACCAAGCGCCCAACCAGUGUACCAACGCUCAUAGCAUCAGGUGUUCCAACAGGUACUCCAACAGAAAUGCCUACCAAGCGCCCAACCAGUGUACCAACGCUCAUAGCAUCAGGUGUUCCAACAGGUACUCCAACAGAAAUGCCUACCAAGCGCCCAACCAGUGCUCCGACGCUGGCAGCAUCAGGAGUUCCAACACAAACGCCUACCAAACGCCCAACCAAUGUACCCUCUCUCAAUCCAUCGAUCACAGCAACAGCGAUGCCUACAAUUCGUGAAACUGAUCAAGCGACCCCCACACCCUCGUUAUCCCAAACUCGUCGACCAACUACCGGCGCUGCUCCAAUUGGACGCCCUAGUCGACCACUUUCCGAUGGCAAUGCCCCAAUUGGGCGUCCAAGUUUGGGGUCCACAACUACUGUCGGUAUGGAACCAGAACCAACCCUUUCCCCAAUCUGGUCUGCCUUACUAGUCGACGAUGCUGUGGAUGACACCAAUUUAGGCGAGACUCAUUGGCCUCAAUUCGAAAGCAAAGAUGGGUUGCGAUUGGAAAUUCUAAGCACGCUUGACGACCAAUGGAAGCCAGCACUUGAUACAACUGUCAGUGAUUGGAAUGCAUUUGGGUCGGUAGAGCUGACUGUCGCCGUAUCUCCACCUGAUGAAGAAUGUGAACCAGUUUGGGGCAAAAUCAAGAUUUGUAAUGAUGACUUUGGAGAAACGAACUGGAGAUCAUCCAUUGAAGUAUACUUCCGAAGUGAUAAUAUUUUUUCCGUCUCGAUUCGAGUGAACGACUUUUACAAAAUUGAUCAAGGAUGGGCACAGUACACACUUUGCCAUCAAUUGGGACAUGCCUUUGGACUUGGAAAUGCUUUGGAGCUGAAUUGUAUGAGACCUGUCAGUCUAUUCAGCGACGCAGUGUCUAUUCAGCUCCAGGCACCAGACCAAAGCAUUGGCGAGCUUCUGGACGAUGCUUACGGAUCUAUCAGCGGUGGUCAGAGAAGUUUGCAACGAAAAAUGAAGCCGGUUGGCCAUUUUGACAGAGUGGCGAGGUACCACGUCUAG